AGAAACGUGUAUAUUUAAAAAGGUUUAGAUGAUAGCGUUUAGUAUAUUCAGUGCAAUUUGAAACAGUACAGAGAAAAAUAUAAAUGAGACGUAAUAACCUGAGAUUGGAAUGCUAGAGCUUUUAUAAGAUAUGUGAUUACCAACACUUUAUGAUAUCAAUUAGGAACUAAGUAGCAGAGUUUUUUCAAAGACUCACAUAAAGUUGGAAAUGAAGAACAAGCAUGAGGAUCUGGGAAGUUUCAUAAACAUGUCAAAAAAUUAUUAGAAGCAAAUGAUGAAUCAAGCUGCAGAAUAUUUUCAUGAGAACAUGAAAGUUAUAUAAAAAAAUUUAUAGGAAUGCGACAUGAAAUGUAUUGUGGGCAAAUUACAAAAUGGCACAAAUUGAAAUA
This is a messenger RNA of Paramecium octaurelia, 389 nucleotides long. Lineage: Eukaryota; Ciliophora; Oligohymenophorea; Peniculida; Parameciidae. The record is from the annotation of a GenBank genome assembly.